AUGGAAAAAACUACAUAUGGAAUAUUGUGGAAUUUAAAAUCUAUGUAUGAAGAUCAUGAAUUAAUAGAAAAACAUGAUGAAACAAUGUUCGAUAUUAUGAUUAGUUAUUCACAUAAAGAUAAAAUAUUCUGUAAACAAUUAUAUGAUGAACUUAUUAAAAUUGGUUAUCAUGUAUGGAUUGAUUUUGAUCAAAUACAUGGUAAUGUUAUAGAUGCAAUAGUACAAGCAAUUGAACAAUCAAAUAUAAUAUUAAUUUGUAUGAGUGAACAAUAUCGACGAAGUAAUUAUUGUCGAGCAGAAGCAAAUUAUGCAUUUCGACGUCGAACUAAAAUUGUUCCAAUACUUUUAGAAGAACAUUAUCAACCCGAUGGUUGGUUAUUAUUUCUAGUUGGUCAAUUAAUUUACGUAGAUUUUACUAAAUAUGAAUUUUCAAAAGCUAUGGAAAUAUUAAUUAAAGAAUUAAAAGCUCCUGUUUUACAAGAUGAUAAUCUUCAACAUAUAGAAUCUAAAAAUAAGAGAAGUAUUGUUACUUCUAAUUUAUCAAUCCAUCAAUCAAAAUCAAUAUUACCUACACAUUCGGAUAAUAUUUUAGAAUGGACUCCGACUGAAGUUCAACAUUGGUUAAUUGGACAUAAUCUUGUACAAAUGUCUCGUCUUUUAUCGGAUUAUGAUGGUUCAAGUUUGACUCAUUUGAAUAAAUAUUUAAUAAAUGGUGAAUUACAACAGAUUUUAAAAUUACUUCAAGAAGAUUGUCUUCGACGAACAAAUCAAAAUUUAUCACUUAUUGAAUUAGUUCGUUUACAAAAUCUUAUCGAUCAACAACAAAAAAAAAUUCUCGAAUCAAAAAGUUUUGAAAAAAGAACUAAGAAAAAAACUAAUAGUAGAUGUAUACCAAUUAAUUGUAGUUUCUGUGAAAUAAUUUAA
Rotaria sordida is the source of this 924-nucleotide messenger RNA. NCBI's taxonomy places the organism in Eukaryota, Metazoa, Rotifera, Eurotatoria, Philodinida, Philodinidae. The record is from the annotation of a GenBank genome assembly.